GGAGAGAUUUCCGACCAUUGUAUCGAAAUGCUGAAACAAAAAUUUGGUAUUAAAAAUGAAAAGAAUUCAUGUAUUCCAGCUGAACUGGUUGGUCGAGGAUAUAAUAUCUUAUUGGACAACACCGUGUCCUCUGAUAUUUUCGAGUUUUCAGCUGUGAAUGAAACGAAGUAUGGUUUUAAUAUCCCUAGUUGUGCUCAAAUCAUAAAAGUUAAUGAGACGCAGGAAUUUCAAAGGAAAUUUCAGUCCGAUGAAUUGUUCGUAGAGAAUAGAUUGAAAAAUCUCGGCGUAAGUCUUGAUAUUGCACAGAGCAUGUUGAAAAUGGCACCUAACUUCAGAGCGAGUGCAAAUCAGAAGGAAAAUGGCAGUAACAAGUCUACGAAGACCACGAAUAUAUCGUUGACAGAACAUCGAAUUGUUAAGAUUGUUAUUGGAAAUUUUGAGUCGCAGGAAAUCUCCUUCACCAAUAAUUUUGUGUCCGCUGUUGGGAAAUUACCUGACCAAUAUACAGACGACGAAAAAUGCAGAGAAGCGUUUAUGAAUUUUUUCAAUCGUUUCGGUCAUUUCGUGGUCACUUCAGCUUAUGUUGGUGGGGCAGUUGAGGAAAAAACCUGCACUGAAGGUUUCGAAGCAUCGAAAAAAAUUGAUAACUCGGUAGAAGGAGCAGUUGGUGCGGAUCUAAGUGGAGCCUGCGGAGCUAAAGUGGACUCCAAGAGCCAAAUAUCGACAGAGAGUGUAAAGAAGAUUAUCUUGGAUGCAACAGAAACACGGUGGUAUGGAGGCCGAAGGGACCUGCAUAGCAAAAGCACACUACUCUCUGAAGAUAAAUUCCUGGAGUGGAAGUUGUCCCUGUCCAAAGAACCAGUGAUGCUGGCAACUGAAAUGAAUCUGGAGAAUAUUUCUUCUGUGGUCGCCAUCAUUGAUGAGAAGAAGGGAGAAGUUUGCCAUCAAGCACUGCGUAAUCUUUUUGAUGAUAAAGAUCUACAACCUGUUCGUGGUGAAAAAGAGAAAUCUCAAUUGGAGGAAAGAAAGAAGAAAGAGGAACACCUCGAAGAGCAACGUAGAAAAGAAUCAAACACGAGAGAAGGUUCAACAAUAGAGCCAGAUAUUAAGGGAUGGUGGAAAACCAACACAGGAAAUGUUUACGCAGUUGGUGGAGUUCUUGUGGCAAUAGGUGCUUUUAUUGCAGCUAUACUCCUAAAGCGCUGAAAUUACCAUAUAUGCAUCUACUCGGUUUCAGUCUUUAGAUGAUCAUGGAUUUUACAUCGUGUUCAAGUACAUCGUUGUAUGGCCUGUAAUUUACAGGCUGUGCAUUCUAUUAAUUAAUUCUCGACAUGUUAAUUGUAAGUCUCUUAAAUCAUACCAUUAAAAGGAAAUGUAGUAUUGUUAGUCACUACCCUAGUUAGGAACGCAUGUAUAGUAGCUAUGCAAAUUUUGUUGUUGUAAAGAUAACUUAGAUAUC
Messenger RNA from Dendronephthya gigantea, 1459 nucleotides. RefSeq lists its product as uncharacterized. The record is from RefSeq and is a predicted model, not a curated record. Bases 28 to 1206 code for a protein of 392 amino acids. Lineage: Eukaryota; Metazoa; Cnidaria; Anthozoa; Malacalcyonacea; Nephtheidae. The transcript has 2 exons.